Nerophis lumbriciformis (worm pipefish) is the source of this 9710-nucleotide messenger RNA. RefSeq names its product cilia and flagella associated protein 65 (gene cfap65). Lineage: Eukaryota; Metazoa; Chordata; Actinopteri; Syngnathiformes; Syngnathidae. Gene Ontology annotation, cellular component: cytoplasm; sperm flagellum. The record is from RefSeq and is a predicted model, not a curated record. Gene Ontology annotation, biological process: sperm axoneme assembly.
CUUCCGUCGUUGCUAUGGCAACACAAAACACGUUGUCAAGGACUUGUUGCGUACUGCAAAUUCCCCUGCAUGGUUUGGUCAACUUUUUAAUAAAUAACACAGAUGGGAUAAGAAGUUUCUGUCGGCCAUUUUCUCAAAGCCAUGUUAGCGGAGUCGAGGGUUCCAAAGCCAAUUGGAUCAGACACACAAUGGAAGUCGUCAAUCACUGUGAACAAUGUCAAACAUUCACAUAGCGAACAGAAGCACCAGCGGCAUGCAUUCAGUUAUGGAAGCAACUUCUUGGGACUGGAAACAAAGACAGAACUGGUCUGGGAGGACUGGAAUGAGGGGAGAGAAUUCACCAAGUUGCUAGUGUUAAAGAAUAUUGGCCUCAAGAUUCAAAAGCUUCAGUUGAGACCUCCAGUGUCCAAAUUCUUCACCAUCUCUGUCUCACGGAUCAUUGCCAUCAGCCCAGGAACUACAUUCUCCAUACCAGUCACAUUUACACCAUUUGAAAGGUGUAACUAUGAAGACAGUAUUGAGUUCCAGAGUAAAAGUGGCAGCUUCCAAGUGUUCCUUCAGGCUAUUGCUCCCUGUCCUGCCUUGGAAGUUCCAGACACUGUACUCCUUCCACUUUGUGCUGUUCAUCAGUCUGCUUCUACUGUCUUUCUCUUAAAAAAUAUGAGCAAACUCCAUACAUACUUCAAGUGGGAGUGUUCAGAACCUUUCCAAGUGAGUCCAGUCCAAGGUGUGCUGCAACCCAGCCAGGUGCAUCACAUUACCGUCCUGUUCAGACCACAGUCGGCACUGUUGUUUCAUAAACAUGCCUAUUGCAACUUUGGAGAAGAAGGAGGCGAGACAAACAGCUGCUGCACAGUGCUUCUUCAGGGAGUUGCCAAGUACCCAUGUCUUUACCUGAGAAACCCAAAUUCCAAGAGUAGAAAUGAUCCUAGUUGUUCAGAGCUUAACUUUGGAUCUGUCCCAAUUGGAAAAAGUGUACAAAAGGGUUUUGACAUAUAUAAUCCCUCACAUGUAACAGCAUUUUUCUCUUUGACACGUCUUUCUGGGGGCUUGCCUUUGUUAGGGUCUGAGUUCAUCUGUGACAUCAACAGCGGUACUGUUGCCCCAGGUGAAACUGUGUCAGCUAAAGUCACCUUUGUACCUACUGUUGCUGAUUCUGUCUCUGUUGAGUAUUUGACAAUAGAGUGCAAAGGGGCACUCAACCAAACAGUGCUUAAGAUCACUGGAAACAGUGCAGGUCCUAAAUUGUCAUUGUCUUCAUCUGUGGUUGACUUUGGCUGUAUUAAGGAAGGCGAUGCAUCCUCAGAGACAAUUGAGAUGGUUAAUUCAUCAUCUGCUGAGGCAACAUAUCAGUGGGAUCUUGACUGCACUGGACACAGUGUGUUCAGAAUUCAACCACAGUGUGGUACCGUUAAAAAACAGAGCAGUGUAAAGCUGCAAAUAUUCUACCUCCCCACUAUGCCUAUUGCAUAUCACAGAAGUGUAUCUUGUUUUAUACUUCAGGCGGAACCUUUGUUCCUUGACCUGAUUGGAACCUGUCACUCAGAUGUCCAGGAACCAGCUGUUUUGACACAAGAACAUUUGUCAGAGAGCAAAAAGGAGCCGUCUGAAAUCAUUAGUGCCUUGCUGCGAAGCUAUAGCACGCAAUCGGACACACAGGCACUCUGCUUUCCUCUGGAUGAGCGAUCAAGCCGACAACUAGAUUGCUCGAGUGCGAUGUUCAGCACUCCUAGGGAAGACAAUGACAGACACUGCUCCACCUGGGAGGUGGAUUCACUUCCCACCGCUUUAUCUUCACCAUCCACACAAGUAUCUGUGGUCCCCAGUGAGCUGCUGUUUCAUCACAACAGUUCUUCCAGCUUGUCUUCUUCGCUUACGCCCUCUAAGGCUGUCGCCAUCACCAACCACACCUCUGUGAAAAUCACCCUGGUGUGGACCAAUGCCCGAAACUCUCCAUUCUCCAUCUCUCCAAUAAAAUCUGACCUGUCCCCACUAAAGUCCACGUCAUUCCGAGUGUCAUAUAAUCCGAAAGAGCUAAAUACAUUACAUGGAGCUCAACUUGAAUGCUUGGCUGUUAGACAGAGCACGUCUGACGAGGAUGAGACACCUAUAUGUCCACCCUGGUGUGUCAUUGUCAGAGUGAUUGGCCAUUCCUUUGAACUCGGCAAAGAGCACUUUUACCCAUGCUGCUCUCUUGAGCCAAAUCAAUUGCUGUUUUCAGGGCUGAGUGUUCAGUCCUAUCAGACAGUGCUUCUCCGCAAUAAUGGAGACCAGCCCCUCACCUUCUGUCGAAACCUAAAUGACAGCUCAGAGCAGGAGGCAUCAGUGUUACUCGUGCCAAGAUGCGGCUUAGUCCAACCUGGGACUCAUCAAAUUCUCACUGUCAUAACAACUCCCAAAGAAGACACCUCUUCAGAGGGACUUAAAUUGCGACUACAGUUCAAUGCAACGCAACACACAAAGGAGAUAACUGUUUUUAGCGUGUUGGAAAAGAUCGGCGUGUCCCUGGAAGGUGGAGGAAAUUUGUAUUUCCAAGAUACAUCUGUAGGCUCACAUGCUGAACGGACACAUCUCAUCAGGAACAUCUGUCGCAUGCCGCUAUGCUUCCAAUGGACCAUUCCAGAGUCAGACCAGGAUUUUAUCUCUGUUCAACCAGAUACCGGUCAACUGCAGUCUAAUGAGAGCUUGUUGCAGACUUGGUUUUUCAGUCCAAUGGAAGAGAAAACAUACAUCAUUGAACCUUCGGUCUCUGUUUGGCCAGUCAAGAAUCUUGAAUGUGAAAAGACAAUUAUUCCCCUCAAAGUAGUGGGAACAGGCUCCAAGGGCUUCAUACAGGCAGUUAGAGAAUUUGAGGAUAUGGAGGACACUUUGGUUGGGUGUUCCCAGUCAAUUGUUGUUUCUCUUGUGAACAACAGUACCUGCUCAGUCUCCUUCAUUCUUUCUGUUGAGCAGACACUACAAGAUGAGCAAACUCAUCAUGACCCAGAAACUGAGCCAUAUAUACAGACAGCUCUGCAGCUUGACUGUCAAAGCGAAACUAUGGCCUCACAGUCCACAAUGCUCCUCCGUGCCACAUUUAGGCCAGAUAGACAAGCCCAGUACCAGUGGACCAUCAGCUACAUCACACUAAACCCCAGUGGUGUGCCGUUGUCCUCUCCCCAACCACUGUGUGAAUUGCGUGCUAAGGGUGUGUUCCCUACCCUACAAGUGACUGAUGCGUGCAGUCGCGGCACUGUAGCGUGGCUCAACAAGGCAUAUGUGUGGAAACUAUUCUCAGUAGACAGCUUCAAUGAGCAGCUACUCUCCAUCCCCUCCCCUGUGGAACACACUUACAGAAACCCAGAAAGGCACAGUAUGCGCACGUACCCCACCAUUCUAAUCAAAGCCAUGUUGGAUUUUAACUUCAGUUCAGCUCCCCUGAACUCAGAACCUUCUACUUUUGUGUUGGUGUUUCACAAUCCUGGCUGCAUCCCUGUAGAGUGGACAUUCUUGUUUCCAGAUGACCAACAGGUAGACUUUAAGCAGUGGACCCAGGCACAAGAGUUAUGUCACAACGAGCUUCACCAGAUGGAGGUUGUGGAACUUUUCAACAUUUCUCCACUUUCAGGAACGUUGCUUUCUGGCCAGCAGAGGGCAGUACAGUUCAGCUACAGUCACGUCUUGGUUGGAACACAUCAGUUACCAAUCGUUUUAAAAAUCUCACACGGCAGAGAGAUCUUGUUGCACUUUCAAGGGGUGACAUUGGAGCAGGAAAGACCAUUUCUCUACUUUCUAACCAGGCAUCAUGUUUUCACUCCUGUAAUGAUCGGGGAUUUAACAUCUCCAGUACAGAUGUAUGACCUUUACAACGGUGGUGGUAUUCCUGUCCGUUAUGAAGUGGAUGCAGGUGUGUUGUCACAGCUACAAGAGAACAAUUUUAAUCAACCUCUGCUGUGUUGCCUAAACCCAGUGGGAGAAAUUCUACCUGGGAAGACAGCAACGCUGGAAUUUAUUUUCUCUCCAUUGGAGGCCAAGAUGUACAGUAUGGAUAUUCCUAUUCACAUCCAAGAUGGAGACACUACACUAUUAAGGUUUGACUGUUAUGGCCUAGGUCCUCAAACAGUGCUGUCAAGCAGUGAUACCAAAUCAUCUAUACCCUGUGUCCGAAGGAUACCACUACCAGGAUUGGGUGCAUUCCUGUCUCAGGACAGUGUCUCUAUAGGCAACAUGCCAGUGGGCUCACAAUCUUCAAGAGUCAUCUUCUUAAUGAACAUGUCCCUGAAAGAAACCCUCUAUAAAUGGAACCUAACCAAGGUUGUACAUAUCUAUCCUGAACAAGGACUUCUACAUCCAGGGGAGAGCAUCUUUUGUGUUCUGACCUUCAAGGCAACAGACUACCCCACUGUCUAUCAGCUUGAUAUCACCUGUCAGCUGACACAGAAGGCAGCUUUGGAUCAAUAUUAUGAUGCUCUGCAGCGUUGGGAGCAAGAACGAAAGAAGCAGCAAAAUGAAUUCACAAUAACAGACAAAGACCUCACUGUAUCUGCCACUGCUGUUCCAACAAAAGGGCCGUCACUGUGCAAGUACAAGAUUCUGCCGCCUAUUAAUUCCAAGUCAGCACGAGCAGAGCAGCGUGUGCAGUCUGAUCAUGUAAAAGUUGGGGCACGCCCUGUACCACCUCAAACUACUCUGCUGCAUCUGUGUGUGACAGCACGCUCCUAUCGGUUUCAGGAAUUUAUCCAAAAUUUCCCUGACCAGUUUAAUAGUCACUAUAGGUGCUUCCUCUCUAUCAAGCCUCCUUGUCCUAAAACCAUGUUGUGUGAUACACACCUUGAUUGGCAACCUGCACAGACGCCUACUCCUGAGCGAGCCUUCCUCGAGCAUGUUAUCACUUCUCUACUCAGGACCAUACUGUAUGAUGAAGAAUUUGCUAAGUCUCUGCUUUCUUUGGCAUCUAUACCUUUCACAUACAACGCCCGAGCAAGCUCCUCCUUACCUCUGCCAACACCCGAACCUCAAAAUGAGCAGGAAGAGACAAAAGCUUUGUUAGAUAUAUCGGACAGCCAAGUGGACAACAAGACGAGCGCAGGAUGUUUAGGGACCGGGCUGGAAAUGAACCCAGACACUGAACUUGUACCUGCUGCUGUGUGCAACGACAUAUUGCUCAACACACUCCAGAAUCUCAUGAUGGAGGCUGUGAGAGGAGAUUUUAACCUUACAGAGAAUUCUCCGACUGAUCUCUCAUCAUAUGCCUCCCCCGGAACUCGGAGGUAUUCCAAUGACAAAGUCCAGGACGACAGAGAGACAAUCCAAGACGAACAAACUCAACAUGACCAACAAGCCUCACCAUCUGGCUGACAUCACAGAUGAUUAAGUACAGUUUGCCCGCAUCAUGUUGACGUUGCUUCAAUCAGCUCGCAGUGGUAAUGACUCUACUGUUCGUCUUGUUUUGUGGAAACAAGUUCAAAGCUCGUGUGUACGUCAUGUAUGCAAAAGUACUUCAAAGUGCACCUGAAUUGAGCAACCAAAAAACAAAACAAGUUUUUUUGUCCAGUCAUAUACCUUGUUAUUGUACUUAUCCUAAAAGUAGGACCGCUAUCAGGAAUUCUGUGCCCCGUUAUUCCCCCCACUUAACACCUGCCAGUUAGAGAAUCUUGAAAGUGUCCCAACACUGCUUAAAAAUAAUGUUCUUGUGAACCCGAUACAGUGGCACCUCGAUUUACGAACUUUAUUAAUUCUUGAACAUGGUUGGUAAAUCAAAAAGUUCAUAUAGGGAGGCAGAGUUCCCCUUAAGAAACAACGUACACAUUUAAUAAUUGCUUCUAGCCUAGACAAAAGUCCAUAUGUAAAAGAAUGCACACUUUGAAGAAACAACUACCGUAUUUUUCGGAGUAUAAGUCGCACCGGAGUAUAAGUCGCACCUCGAUUUACGAACUUUAAUAAUUCUUGAACAUGGUUGGUAAAUCAAAAAGUUCAUAUAGCGAGGCAGAGUUCCCCUUAAGAAACAACGUACACAUGAAUAAUUGCCUCUAGCCUAGACAAAAGUCCAUAUGUAAAAGAAUGCACACUUUGAAGAAACAACUACCGUAUUUUUCGGAGUAUAAGUCGCACCGGAGUAUAAGUCGCACCUGCCGAAAAUGCAUAAUAAAAAAGGAAAAAAACAUAUAUAAGUCGCACUGGAGCCCGGCCAAACUAUGAAAAAAACUGUGACUUAUAGUCCGAUAAAUACGGUAUGUAUAGUACAGGCCAAAAGUUUGGACACACAUUCUCAUGUCAAUGCGUUUUCUUUAUUUUCAUGACUAUUUACAUUGUAGAUUGUCCCUGAAGGCAUCAAAACCACGACACCUGUGAAGUGAAAACCAUUUCAGGUGACUACCUCUUGAAGCUCAUCGAGAGAAUGCCAAGAGUGUGCAAAGCAGUAAUCAGAGCGAAGGGUGGCUAUUUUGAAGAAACUACAAUAUAAAACAUGUUUUCAGUUGUUUCACCUUUUUUUUGUUAAGUACAUAACUCCACAUGUGUUCAUUCAUAGUGUUGAUGCCUUCAGUGACAAUCUACAAUGUAAAUAGUCAUGAAAAUAAAGAAAAUGCAUUGAAUGAGAAGGUUUGUCCAAACUUUUGGCCUGUACUGACAGUCGUGGUCAAAAGUUUACAUACACUUGUAAAGAACAUAAUGUCAUGGCUGUCUUGAGUUUCCAAUAAUUUCUACAACUCUUAUUUUUUUGUGAUAGAGUGAUUGGAGCACAUACUUGUUGGUCGCAAAAAAACAUUCAUGAAGUUUGGUUCUUUUAUGAAUUUAUUAUGGGUCUACUGUAAAUGUGACCAAAUCUGCUGGGUCAAAAGUAUACAUACAGCAAUGUUAAUAUUUGGUCACUUAGCAAGUUUCACUGCAAUAAGGCGCUUUUGGUAGCCAUCCACAAGCUUCUGGUUGAAUUUUUGACCACUCCUCUUGACAAAAUUGGUGCAGUUCAGCUAAAUUUGUUGGUUUUCUGACAUGGACUUGUUUCUUAAGCAUUGUCCACACAUUUAAGUCAGGACUUUGGGAAGGCCAUUCUAAAACCUUAAUUCUAGCCUGAUUUAGCCAUUCCUUUACCACUUUUGACGUGUGUUUGGGCUCAUUGUCCUGUUUGAACACCCAACUGCACCCAAGACCCAACCUCCGGGUUGAUGAUUUUAGGUUGUCCUGAAGAAUUUGGAGGUAAUCCUCCUUUUUCAUCGUACCAUUUACUCUCUGUAAAGCACCAGUUCCAUUGGCAGCAAAACAGGCCCAGAGCAUAAUACUACCACCACCAUGCUUGACGGUAGGAAUGGUGUUCCUGGGAUUAAAGGCCUCACCUUUUCUCCUCCAAACAUAUUGCUGGGUAUUGUGGCCAAACGGCAACAUUUAAGUUUAGUCUAAAUCCACAGCCAAUCCCUUUUUCUUUCCAGGCUGGUUCGUUGGCUGUUUCUAACCCAUAUUGAGUAAGCAAAAUAGACAACAAUUGGUGAAUGGCGAGAAAAGAAACACGUUGUAGGGGGCUCUGCCUCUCCAAAGUGGCUUUGUUUCCUGUACUCCACAGGAAGUGAUGUCAUUAAAACGGCAGUGACCUAAGGUUUCCAGCGGCACUACAAAAUGAAUACAUGAAUGAAGCGUUCUUUACACCUGGGAUAAAUGUAUCGUCACACUCUUACUCUUAACACACUCCAUAUAUGGAGUUGCUAUUAAACAUGCUUUACAACUAUAACAUUCUUGCUUUUUUAGUAUUAACUCAAUGCACCACAUACAGUUCCAGGAAAUAAACAUAUUUAAAUGUUUACUUUAUCGUAAAACUAUUAACAGAAAAGAAAACCAAAUCAGUUGUACAAACCCCGUUUCCAUAUGAGUUGGGAAAUUGUGUCAGAUGUAAAUAUAAACGGAAUACAAUGAUUUGCAAAUCAUUUUCAACCCAUAUUCAGUUAAAUAUGCUACAAAGACAACAUAUUUGAUGUUCAAACUGAUAAACUAUUUUUUUUUUGCAAAUAAUCCUUAACUUUAGAAUUUGUGCCAGCAACACGUGACAAAGAAGUUGGGAAAGGUGGCAAUAAAUACUGAUAAAGUUGAGGAAUGCUCAUCAAACACUUAUUUGGAACAUCCCACAGGUGAACAGGCAAAUUGGGAACAGGUGGGUGCCAUGAUUGGGUAUAAAAGUAGAUUCCAUGAAAUGCUCAGUCAUUCACAAACAAGGAUGGGGCGAGGGUCACCACUUUGUCAACAAAUGUGUGAGAGAAAUUGUUAAACAGUUUAAGAACAACAUUUCUCAACCAGCUAUUGCAAGGAAUUUAGGAAUUUCACCAUCUACGGUCCGUAAUAUCAUCAAAGGGUUCAGCGAAUCUGGAGAAAUCACUGCACGUAAGCAGCUAAGCCCGUGACCUUCGAUCCCUCAGGCUGUACUGCAUCAACAAGCGACAUCGGUGUGUAAAGGAUAUCACCACAUGGGCUCAGGAACACUUCAGAAACCCACUGUCAGUAACUCCAGUUGGUCGCUACAUCUGUAAGUGCAAGUUAAAACUCUCCUAUGCAAGGCGAAAACCGUUAAUCAACAACACCCAGAAACGCCUUCGGCUUUGCUGGGCCUGAGCCCAUUUAAGAUGGACUGAUGCAAAGUGGAAAAGUGUUCUGUGGUCUGACGAGUCCACAUUUCAAAUUGUUUUUGGAAACUAGAUGUCGUGUCCUCCGGACCAAAGAGGGAAAGAACCAUCCGGAUUGUUAUAGGCGCAACAAUGAUGUGAUGGUAUGGGGGUGUAUUAGUGCCCAAGACAUGGGUAACUUACACAUUUGUGAAGGCGCUAUUAAUACUUUAUGGUACAUACAGGUUUUGGAGCAACAUAUGUUGCCAUCCAAGCAAUGUUACAAUGGACGCCCCUGCUUAUUUCAGCAAGACAAUGCCAAGCCACGUGUUACAUCAACGUGGCUUCAUAGUAAAAGAGUGCGGGUACUAGACUGGCCUGCUUGUAGUCCAGACCUGUCUCCCAUUGAAAAUGUGUGGCGCAUUAUGAAGCCUAAAAUACCACAACGGAGACCCCCGGACUGUUGAACAACUUAAGCUGUGCAUCAAGCAAGAAUGGGAAACAAUCCACCUGAGAAGCUUAAAAAAUGUGUCUCCUCAGUUCCCAAACGUUUACUGAGUGUUGUUAAAAGGAAAGGCCAUGUAACACAGUGGUGAACAUGCCCUUUCCCGACUACUUUGGCACGUGUUGCAGCCAUUAAAUUCUAAGUUAAUUAUUAUUUGCAAAAAAAUAAUAAAGUUUAUGAGUUUGAACAUCAAAUAUCUUGUCUUUGUCGUGCAUUCAAUUGAAUAUGGGUUGAAAAGGAUUUGCAAAUCAUUGUAUUCCGUUUAUAUUUACAUUAACACAAUUUCCCAACUCAUAUGGAAACGGGGUUUGUAUUAUCAUGAGAAUCAUGUUAUGGCUAGGACAAGCCACAUUCCACCUUUCACAAUGUAAUUAGAACACACACGCGGUUAUAUAUCGACCCUAAUAAUUAAACAUGUCACACAAUUUUGUCUACCCUAUGAAAAAAAAAAAUAGACAGUGAUACAAAGUAAAAACAAAUAACACACUCAUGUUGUAUUAACAUUAAAUUGUUUAUUCAUUUUCAAACUUAAUGUUGCGGUGUGGUAAUAUGAAAAGUCAUCUGUUUUUGGUUAAAAAAAUAAUUUUCAUUUUUCUAUAUGAAAUAUAAAAUGGAAAUAUAACCGUUUUUUAAUUGUGUUAUUG